This is a messenger RNA of Periconia digitata, 1374 nucleotides long. The record is from the annotation of a GenBank genome assembly. Lineage: Eukaryota; Fungi; Ascomycota; Dothideomycetes; Pleosporales; Periconiaceae.
GAUCAAUUCCUGUCUCUCACACACAGAAAAUUGAAUCGGAUACUCAUGUUCGCACGGUCUGCGCCGCGCGUUUCGGCGCGGGCCUCGCGAUUUGCUCAAUGCGAAGCUGAAGCUUCGUCCUUAACGCCACGCACAUACUCCAAGCUAUCACCUCGAACAGCAUGGCGACCCAACCUCGUUAUCCAGCAAUCGAUCAUCAGAAGAAAUGCCUCGGGAGCCUCUCCGUCACGAGAAUUUUGGAAGGAGCAAGUGCGCCGCAAUCCGGUCUUGUUCCCCUUCGCUCUAAUUAGCGUCGCAGGCCUCAUCGGCUGGAGCAUCUGGUACAUCCCAUGGUACUACGAAAACGUCAUCAUCAAACCUUUCCAAAACUAUCCCGACCCCGUCGCGAACAAGCUGCGACGCGCCAUGUUCUAUACCCGGAAACCAAACGAGGAUAUUUUCGAGGCGGCACGAUACUUUCGUGAGGCGCUGAUUGUGGCGCGAAUGGAAGGUUUGGAUGCUUUCGGUGACCAUGUCAUGGCUAUCAAAUACCAUUCGGCGCUCGUGUUCGAGCGCGCCCAAAUGUACGGGGAAGCGAUAAAAGUUCUCGAGCAAAUGCGGAUCGACUGCGAGAGGUGGCUCGAGGAAGAGAGUGAUAAACACUGGAAUGAUGGCAACCGCGCGCGCGUACUGAAGAAUAUGAUACAAGCCACCGUAAAGCUCGGUCAACUGUACGACAUUAAGUAUGUCAGGGAGACGAAAAAUGCUGAGAAGCGUUUGGUGUGGGCUGUUGAGACAAUGCUGGGCGAAUUGCAGCGCAGGGAGAAGGAAGGCCUGAAGCCUGGUGAGGGCGACUUCAUGAACGAAGCCGAAAUUGGCCCAACGCUCGAGGCUUUGGGCACACAUUACGAGAUGCACGAUUCUCAUCACCUCGCAUUGCCGCUGUUUUUGCGCGCUCUAGAUCACUGUCCACCAGAAUCCUGCCAUUCUGUUAUCCUGAUGAACAAUAUAGCAACAUGUCUCGCACAACAAAAGCUCCCUCCCUCACCCCCUCCCACGCACAGUAAAUCCAAGGAAUCAACGACACCUCCAUCGCCGGUACCAACCCGUGCGCAUUUCCUCGCCCAAGCCAAAACAUGGGCCAACCAAGCCAUCGCACGUGCCGCCACCAUCUCCUCCAGCACCCGCGACGAAGAAUGCGACACAGGCUGUACAGCCGCCACGCACAAUCUCGGCGAGUUCGCGGAGAUGGUAGGGGAUUUUACGGAAGCACGCAAGUUUUAUGAUGAGGCCGGCCGGAUUGCGUAUCGUGCUGGGUUUAAGCAGGGCAGUGUUCAUGCUAAAGAAGGUUUGAAGAGAGUGGAGAAGCUGGAGAAGGCCGCGAAGAGUGCGUGA